Molecule: messenger RNA, 885 nt
Organism: Aureobasidium musti
Lineage: Eukaryota; Fungi; Ascomycota; Dothideomycetes; Dothideales; Saccotheciaceae
Source: the annotation of a GenBank genome assembly
AUGUCCAAGCCGACAACUGAUAACGCCUCCCUCUCCGCCACCACGCAAAUCUCUCAUAACCUCCAUCCUGCAAAGCUAUCACAAUACUCUGGGCUUGAACAUCUACCAGCUGCCGCAAAGCUGCCUUCAAUCGUCAAAUCAUUCAAUCUCAAAGUUCAGGACGGUAUUGAUGGCGCAGUCCCAGCAUUCUUACACCUACCUGAGAAUUAUCAGAAUCAGCAGAGUACAGCUGCAAUCCUUCUUUCUGGAGCUGGUGGUGGUGUAGUCGGCCCAUCAAGUAUCUAUCUCAGUAUGGCGGACAAGUUGGCUUCUCUACAAAACGGUCUUCCUGUCUUACGUAUGGAUUAUCGCUUUCCAGCUCGCAACAAGUAUUGCGUCCCAGAUGUUCUGGCAGCGAUGGGUUAUCUCAAGGCUCGUUAUAACGUCGGUCGAUUUGUUCUGGUCGGAUGGUCUUUUGGCGGUGCUCCGGUGUUCACAGUCGGUGGUCAAGAUGCUAGGGUUAUUGGGUGUGCAACCGUUGCAUCUCAGACUGCAGAGACGGAAGGCAUCAGAGCGUUAGNNGGAAGAAGAGGUGUGCCAGUGUUGCUGUUACAUGGUACUGGCGAUCGCACCUUGAGUCCGCAGUGUAGUGAGAGACUGUACGAUAUGUAUGGGUCCAGAGGAGGGCACAGAAAGGUGCAUUACUUCGAAGGAGAUGACCACGCGCUUACAAGGAAUAGCACUGAGGCUGAGAAGAUGCUCUGUGAGUUCAUCGCAGACAUAGCCGGAUUGAGCGUGGGCAGUAAAGAGAGGGGUCUUUUGAACAAGAGUCUUGUUGACGAUGAGGACAAGAUCAACAAGAUGAAGAAGGGUGGUGAUUUGAGGGGUGCUGAGAGUGCUGAAUAG